UUGCGGCCUAUCAUUGAUGGAUAUUUGGGUCAAGUGGUGGACUGCUUCACAUUCGAGGGAAACCUCUCGAAAGUGAUUGAAGUGACGGCAAAGAGUAAACUCUUUUACCACAUCGUCUCGGAUGACAGGAUUGGCACUAAACUCAUGAGUGAAGUGAACAAAAGGCAUCUUCCGGGAGAAUUCACUUUCAUUGCCGUCAAUAAGCUUCUCGUGAAAGCCGUCAGAUAUCCGGAGCUUGAGAACAACGCCCGACCCCUCACCAGUCUAUUGAAGUUUGAUAAGCGAUACGAGAGUGUAAUGAGAUUCCUAUUCGACAGGACACUGGUCUGUCGGAGCCUAGAGUUGGCCACAACCUUCUCCCGGAGCGCUAAACUCGAUUGCGUGACAAUUGACGGCGACUUUAUCUCUAAGAGCGGACUCAUGAGUGGCGGCUAUUUCGGGGUCAACACCAGAAUUGAGGCGUUCCUCCAAUGGAAGUCCGUUGUGGCGAAUAUCGACGCCAUUCUGCAAGAGAUGAGUGAAUGUGUGCGCAGACGACAGCGAAAUGAAACGGAUUUGAUUUCAAACGCGAAUUCAAUGUCUGAAUUGGAUGUCAAACAUAACGAAACGAAGAGAAAGUUUGAUAUUCUUAAGGACUCCAAAGAGAGAAGUCAUCAGCAGUUGAUGGCAUUGAAUGCCAAACUCGAGUCCAUCGGUCGCAGCAUAUCAUCGCUCGAGUCGACCCUUCCGUCGAUGAAAGCCAACAAAGAGUCGUUUGAGAGCGAACUCGAGCUCUCACUGGACUCGCAAUUGAGCGAAAGCGAGGAGAAGGAGUUGUCGGACAUCUUGAGAGACAUCGAAGUCAUGUCUGCGAAGCACUCAGAGCUCUGUCAGCGACGGAACAAAUUUGGUUCAGAGAAGGCGUCACUUGAGUCGGAUUUGGAUAAGAAUUUGGAGCAAAGGAAGAAUGAGUUGGAAAUGACUUUAAUCGACGCCAAGAUUAUGGAGAGCGAGACACUCGUGGAGAACGAGUCGUUUGAUUUGGAACUCAUAGAUAAACGGAUCGCUUCUCUUCGCCGCCAAUCGGAUGAAAGGGACGCAAAGAUCGACGAAAUGGUGCGACAGGAGAACGAACAGAAGGAACUCUUAGAGAAACUGAGAUUAGCUGAAGACAAGCAGAUGGAUAUCAUCAACACGGAGGCCAAGACUUCGCGCCAAAUAGCCAUUAAAUUGGAGAACAUUGAGAAGAAGUACAACGAGUGUACGAGAAAGCUGUCAAAAAUGGGAACAAUUCCGACCGAUUGUGACACCGAUUACCAGAAUAUGAGUCUUUCCGAUGAGUACAGAGAGCUCCAGAAAUGCAAACACAAGUUGUCUCGACUCACAAAUGUUAAUCAGAAAGCGUUGGAUCAGUUGAAUGAAGGGCGCGAAAAGGCGCGGCUCCUGUUGGUGGAGAAAAGGGAAAUCGAUUUCGCGUAUGAAUCCAUUCAGCGAUUACUCGAAACUCUAGAGCACCAGAAGUACGAGAAAAUUCAAGUGACUUAUAAGUCGGUCUCCAAGCACUUCAUUGAGAUCUUCAAAGUGUUGGUACCGGAAGGGAAGGCAUUCAUUGAUAUGGUUUAUAAGGACACUGAGAAUAGCGCUGCCGGCUCUCAGAAUAGUCAAGAGUCCCAGUCAUCCGGUGGUAUCUCGAGCUCAGCUCCGGGCCAGACGCUGACAUUCAAUCAAAUCGAUAACUUUGUUGGCGUCAAAAUCCGUGUGGCCUUCACGGGAACCACUGUUGUGAAGGAAUUGAAUCAGUUAUCCGGUGGCCAGAAGUCAAUCGUAGCGCUGGCUUUCAUAUUUGCGAUCCAACGGUGCGAUCCGCCGCCCUUUUACCUCUUCGAUGAGGUGGACUCCGCUCUCGACCCCACUUAUCGCAAGGCACUCGCAGAUUUGAUCGAUAGUAUGUCGAAAGCGUCUCAAUUCAUUACCACAACAUUUCGUUCAGAACUGCUCGGAAGCGCUCAUAAGUUCUUUGGCGUUAAGUUCAGAAAUAGAAUCAGUCAUAUCGAGGAAAUCAGCGCAGAAAUGGCUCACGAGUUCGUCGAAUCAGAUGAGGCCAGAGAUGAUAGGAAUCAGUCGCGAAGGAGGACAGGCACUAGAAGUGUGAGGUUUGACACGACUGCAGACACUUCGGCCAUGAUAUUGGAUGACCAUCCUCCUUCUCCACCACCCGAUGAAGAGGUCCAUAAAAGCAAGACUGUUAUAGAAAAUAGGGAACGGUAUGGCGGGGAUAUGAUGGGAAUAAUGCCCCAACAGCCUAACCAAAAGGGAUUAGCGAGAAAGGCCGCCUCAGCUAAUAAUAAGAAAUGGCCAAAUGGUAACAUGAUAUAUAGGUUCGCACCAAAUGCUGGCUUUAGUGAUUAUGAGAAGUCAGUCAUACAGUCGGCUAUGAAAGAGAUCGAGAGUGUGUCGUGUAUUCAAUUCAAAGUCAGAGCAAAUCAAAAGGAUUUUAUUCACAUUAUUAAAGGCCAAGGCUGUUAUUCAUAUGUGGGACGAAUCGGCGGCUCGCAGGAGCUAUCCCUGGGCAGAGGCUGUGUAUACAAGGGAACGGUAAUCCAUGAGCUGAUGCACGCCAUGGGCUUCUAUCACGAACACAUGCGCUCCGAUCGGGACUCCUAUUUGAUAAUCCAUUUGAAUCACGUAAUGAAGGGAAUGAACGCCAACUUCGAGAAGAACCCGUCGCACGUGAACCGACUUUUGGCUAAAUUUGAUUACGAGUCCAUUAUGAUAUACUCCUCAUUUGCUUUCUCAAAGGACGGACAGAUGACCAUGGAGCCCAGGGACAAACACCACCGGCUCAAGGAGCCCUACGAUAAAACGCAUAUGACUCAGUUGGACGCGCAGAGUAUUAAUAAGAUGUACAACUGUCCCAACAAACAAGCGGCCAAUUAG
Messenger RNA from Oppiella nova, 2916 nucleotides. Lineage: Eukaryota; Metazoa; Arthropoda; Arachnida; Sarcoptiformes; Oppiidae. The record is from the annotation of a GenBank genome assembly.